GAGAUGCAAAAAGAGCAGAGCUGUCUGAAGGCCAAAAGUGAAAAAGCCUUGUUCCUACGGUGUUGAAGUCGCUGAUCUUCAACAUUUGUGGCUAUCUAUGGUGUAGUUUGUUCAAUUUCUUCUUGCUGAUUUAUGCUUUUGAUUGUUGAUAUCUUCAAUUGCCUGAAACAAUUUGUUCACAUUGAAAUCCCGAAUUUUUUGUUUCUAUUGGCGAACUCUUUGGGUUUGUCGCUCUUGCUAGCAGUUCACCUUCUUCUCUACCACCGACAGAAAAGAAAAGGAGUAGGAGAGAAACAAGAGGAUAAUGAAAGUUAUUUAUAUAUUAUUUUUAUGGAAAUUGAUAAGUUAUUUAUAUAUUAUUUUUUGGGGAAGGUCAAAGGUGAUAGAAUUUAAAAAUCGAUUAUGGUUUUAUUAUUUUUUAUUUUUAAAUUUAAAUUAUCAGACAUUUAUUCUUAAAUAAAAAAUAAAUCUUAAUUGAUUCCAUUAUCCCAAUCCUGGUUUCAAAAUGUUGCCCGUUCAAGUAUCCUCAAGCUUGAUACUCUGGUUUUGUAGAUGAUCUUAUUUGCUCCCUAAUUAUCUACUUUUAUCUAGCAAAUAAUGUCAAAGGAUAUAAUAUAAUGGGAGAAACGGUUUGGGCUUGGGCAUGAGCUUGGGCUGGGCUAUCAAAGGCCCAUGGCCCAGGCCCAUCAAAACGAGAGACACGUCAGCAAUCCGCAUGAAAGUGGGGCGGGCUUGGCACUUGGCUGCCGCCUCAAAUUCAUCUUCGUCUCUCGUCUCGUCUCGUCGUGUGAUUGAUUGCUUCUCUUUCUUCAAACUUUGCUGGGUUGGAAUUGGGAGGAAAUGGGGGGAGAAGGAAGAGGGAAGAAGGAGAACAACAGCAGUGCAACCAGAGCCAGAGGCCGCAACACCAAGAGGGUCCAAGUCUCCGAUGCUACGCUCAAGCGCGCCCGCGAUGGCAGCGCUUUCACUUCCUGUGAAAAGUGCAACAAACAGGUGCCCGUCGUUUUGAUCGAUUGGCAUGACUGUCAAAUGGAGGCUCAAAUUCGGAGGACUUUAGAUACACAAAUGGCAGAUCAAGAAAAACAAUCUGAUUCGGUAGCACCUGAAAAAAAAAGAGCAAAAUCUACUGCUGAGCCAAAUCCAAAGAAAGCCAAGAAGGAAAAGAAGGGCAAAGAUCCGAAUGCUCCCAAACGUCCUCCAACUGCUUUCUUCCUCUUCAUGGAUGAAUUUAGGAAAACUUACAAGGAAGCAAACCCAGAUUGCAAGAGUGUUUCGAUGGUUGCCAAGGAAGGCGGUGAGAAGUGGAAGUCUAUGACGGAUGAGGUGAAAAAGCCUUACAUGGAUAGAGCUGCAGAGCUCAAGGAGGAAUAUAAGAAGGCCUUACAGUCUGAGAACAACGCUCAAGGUGCAGCAGAUGAUGGAAAGUGUACGGAGGAAAAGGAAACAAAGGUUGAGACAGUAGCUUCUGCUGCUGCUGCUGCUGAUGAUGAUUAGGAAUGUUCUCCUACAUAGAAAAAAUCCUACCAAUCUUAUGCUGAGCAUGGUUUUCCUUGGACCUAGUCCUUUGUAAAUUUGUUGGAUUUAGUUUAAUUUUGAUGCUGCUAAGUCCCAUUGGAACGAACGUUAUAAUGAUUGUGAAGUACCUUGUUGCUUCAGUUUUGGAGCAUUCUGUCUG
Diospyros lotus (date-plum) is the source of this 1675-nucleotide messenger RNA. RefSeq names its product HMG1/2-like protein. Lineage: Eukaryota; Viridiplantae; Streptophyta; Magnoliopsida; Ericales; Ebenaceae. Bases 841 to 1494 code for a protein of 217 amino acids. The transcript is spliced from 9 exons. The record is from RefSeq and is a predicted model, not a curated record.